AUGAAAAGAAAUUUAAUAUUUUUCUUUAUUUUUUUAAUAUAUUUAUUAGGUGUUGAUUCAUUCCAACCAAAUGAAGAGAUCAAAGUUAUAUAUUUAGAGGCACCUUUGUUUUAUUCAAAAUAUGGCGCUCUUUUAGCAAAUAUUAGUGCGUUCCAUAGCGGUUUAGGUUUUAUCUCAGAAACAACCGAUGAACAGUAUACAAUCGAUUUUGUAGCAUAUCCAGGUGUAUUAGAAUCAGUAUUACCAAAAGGUGUUAUAUUUGACACCAUUAUGUGGGAUACUGGUGGUAAAGUACAGGUUAAAGAUUAUAUUAAUGGCUCAAACUAUUGGGUUCAAUCUCAAGAGAUUAUGACUAUUGAUGGUGAUAUUUUUGAGACAUUUGUAUGUUGGGCAAAUAACUAUAACAAAACCUACACUUGGUAUCAACUAUUUGAUGUUAUAGAUUCAUUAACAAAUGAAACUGAGAUAUCUUCAAGAAUCUGUAAUGAUUUUGUUUGGGAAGGUGUUAAUGCAUUAUACAAUUUAGGUGGCAACUAUAUUAAUGAAACUGACAUCAUUUCAAAUAGAGAUUUCAUAACAAUUUACUCUAUUGGACCUCCAAAUCUUAUCCAAGAUGGUGGAAAUAAUAAAGAGGUUAUAGAUUUUUAUUCAGCAAUGUUAAACAUCUCACAUAUUAGUAAUCAAACGGUAGCAGGUUUGGUUGACGAGUUGGAUACACUAUUCAAUGGACAUUAUUAUCUCUACUAUAAUGAUAUGUAUUAUAAUAUCACUUUAGCUAGCUCUCCAGUCUCUUUCACCUAUGACGAAGCAGCAUUUGCUAGUGGUGAAAGAAGUAAAGAUAAUAUACAACUAAUUGGCAAUUGCUAUAACAUUCCUCACAACUUAACUCCCUCAAAUAAAAAGCUUGGUGGUGGCUGGGUAUUUUUAAUAGUACUGAUCUGUUUCUCUACAACCUAUUUUAUAGGUGGCGCUUUAAUCAAUCGUUUCUAUAAUCAAAAAUCUGGUUUGGAUAUUAUCCCAAACAGAGAUUCUUGGUCUAAACUUGGUGGUUUAAUAUCUGAUGGUGCUUCAUUUAUUAAAAAUAAAAUUAUUGGUUCCACAUAUAGUGCUACCUAUAAUUCUAUUGCUUAA
This is a messenger RNA of Dictyostelium purpureum, 1131 nucleotides long. RefSeq lists its product as uncharacterized. Gene Ontology annotation, cellular component: lysosomal membrane; lysosome. Bases 1 to 1131 code for a protein of 376 amino acids. Gene Ontology annotation, molecular function: hydrolase activity, acting on glycosyl bonds. NCBI's taxonomy places the organism in Eukaryota, Evosea, Eumycetozoa, Dictyosteliales, Dictyosteliaceae. The record is from RefSeq and is a predicted model, not a curated record. Gene Ontology annotation, biological process: lysosome organization. The transcript is spliced from 4 exons.